Penicillium soppii is the source of this 309-nucleotide messenger RNA. RefSeq lists its product as uncharacterized. Lineage: Eukaryota; Fungi; Ascomycota; Eurotiomycetes; Eurotiales; Aspergillaceae. The transcript has 2 exons. The coding region runs from base 1 to 309 and encodes 102 amino acids. The record is from RefSeq and is a predicted model, not a curated record.
AUGUCGUCGAUCAUCACUUCCAUCAAAGACCUCAUCGCUUCGGUAUUUGAGGUGAUAUUCGCCGUCUUUCACACCGCGCUCGAUACCACAACCGGCCUGCUCAAAGCUAUUGUCGACUUUUUCGUCGACACCAUCAGACUGGCGUUCAGCGCUGUGGGGAAUGUUUUGGGAGCUGCAGGUGGCGUGGGCAAGUUCGUUGCAAGCAAUAUCGUUGUCAUUGCAAUCAUCGCCGGCGGAGCAUAUGGCUUUUUGCGAUACCAGAGUCGCCAGGGACGCCCUGUUAGGGUCGGAGAUAAGAAGUUGAAUUAG